GUGCAAGUAUAGGGGUUCUGUUUGUAUUUUUCAAUAAAACAAUAUCCAAACCCUUCCCUCCUGUAACCUCUUUGGAACAGACUCUCCUAACCUCCUCCAAUGUCCACGAAUUUGGGCCUAUCAAUGGCUUCUUCCACAAUCCCUUGUUGUUCACCUGCUUCUUCUUCAUCGCCGUCGCUCCGGCGAACCACGGUUAAGACCCACUGUUCCAUACGUACUAGAAACAGUAUCAAAGCUCCGUUUCCUCCUCUAAACCCUAAAGAUCCAUUUCUUUCCAAGCUCGCAUCAGUGGCAGCUAGUUCACCGGAGAAGCUCCUCAAUCGGCCAACUAACUCCGAUACGCCGCCGUACUUGGACCUUUUUGAAUCCCCGACGCUCAUGGCUACUCCUGCCACAGUGGAAAGAUCCGUGUCUUACAAUGAACACAGGCCAAGGAGGCCACCUCCAGAUUUGCCGUCAUUGCUUCUCCAUGGAAGAAUAGUGUACCUUGGCAUGCCGUUGGUGCCGGCAGUCACAGAACUCAUCAUUGCAGAAUUAAUGUAUCUACAAUGGAUGGAUCCCAAAGAGCCUAUAUAUCUUUAUAUAAAUUCCACAGGAACUACUCGUGAUGAUGGUGAAUCGGUAGGAAUGGAAACAGAGGGUUUUGCAAUUUAUGAUGCUAUGAUGCAAUUGAAAAACGAGAUACAUACUGUUGGAGUUGGAGCUGCUAUAGGUCAUGCAUGUCUUUUGCUUGCUGCUGGGGCUAAGGGCAAAAGAUUUAUGAUGCCACAUGCAAAGGCUAUGAUACAACAGCCCCGUGUUCCUUCAUCUGGAUUGAUGACAGGCAGUGAUGUUCUCAUACGUGCAAAGGAGGUAAUAAAUAACAAGGACACACUUGUUGGCCUCUUGUCAAAGCACACCGAGAAUUCAGUGGAGACUGUUACGCAAGUGAUGAGAAGACCGUUUUAUAUGGAUUCCACUAAAGCCAAAGAGUUUGGUGUAAUCGAUAAGAUACUUUGGCGUGGUCAGGAAAAGAUCAUGUCAGAUGUUGUGCCACAGGAGGCAUGGGAUAAGAGCGCUGGGAUUAAAUCUCUCGAUGCCAUGUAGUAAAGUUGCUUAUACUUAAGAGGAUUACCAACUCAUAACUUGGAAGAUAAGCUGUCCAAAUGCAGCAGGGAUCAGAUGCUGAAGUUGUAUCUUAAUGUUGGGUAUACGUAUAGGGUAGUGGUGGGAUGUUGCUGAUAUGAACUUGUUAGAUCCAAUCUACCCAGAGAUUUACUUUUCAAAUUGUACCCAGAAGUAUCAGCAGAUAUAGGACAUGAACGAGCACACAUGGCAUUGCAUUUUGCACAUACUGAAUUCAUUCUUGUAAUACCAAUUUCAUGUUAUGCUCGUAAACAGACA
Cynara cardunculus var. scolymus (artichoke) is the source of this 1383-nucleotide messenger RNA. Its product is annotated as ATP-dependent Clp protease proteolytic subunit-related protein 3, chloroplastic. Bases 100 to 1086 code for a protein of 328 amino acids. Gene Ontology annotation, cellular component: endopeptidase Clp complex. Gene Ontology annotation, molecular function: serine-type endopeptidase activity; ATPase binding; ATP-dependent peptidase activity. Gene Ontology annotation, biological process: protein quality control for misfolded or incompletely synthesized proteins. The transcript is spliced from 10 exons. The record is from RefSeq and is a predicted model, not a curated record. Lineage: Eukaryota; Viridiplantae; Streptophyta; Magnoliopsida; Asterales; Asteraceae.